Messenger RNA from Myotis daubentonii (Daubenton's bat), 2213 nucleotides. RefSeq names its product ubiquitin conjugating enzyme E2 G2 (gene UBE2G2). The record is from RefSeq and is a predicted model, not a curated record. NCBI's taxonomy places the organism in Eukaryota, Metazoa, Chordata, Mammalia, Chiroptera, Vespertilionidae.
GGAAGGGCUUCUGUGCUCCCGGCAGCGACCGGAAGUAACCCCGUCCUCGGGCGGGAGGAUACGAGCUUAGCGGCGACGUCCGACGGCACAGCUGUUUCCCCGGCGAUGGCGGGGACGGCGCUGAAGAGGCUGAUGGCCGAGUACAAACAAUUAACACUGAAUCCUCCGGAAGGAAUUGUGGCAGGCCCCAUGAAUGAAGAGAAUUUUUUUGAAUGGGAGGCAUUGAUCAUGGGCCCAGAAGACACUUGCUUUGAGUUUGGUGUUUUUCCUGCCAUCCUGAGUUUCCCGCUUGAUUACCCAUUAAGUCCCCCAAAGAUGAGAUUUACCUGUGAGAUGUUUCAUCCCAACAUCUAUCCUGAUGGGAGAGUCUGCAUUUCCAUCCUCCAUGCUCCAGGCGACGACCCCAUGGGCUACGAGAGCAGUGCCGAGAGGUGGAGCCCCGUGCAGAGCGUGGAGAAGAUCCUCCUGUCGGUGGUGAGCAUGCUGGCAGAGCCCAACGACGAAAGUGGAGCUAACGUGGAUGCUUCCAAAAUGUGGCGGGAUGACCGAGAGCAGUUUUACAAGAUCGCCAAGCAGAUCGUGCAGAAGUCUCUGGGGCUCUAAGGCCUUGCCCGUGUGUGUGCACACGCACCACCAGGCAGUCUCCAGUGUUUCUCCUCCAGGACACUGAGCGACAGGGACACUCUGUGCUGGUACCAAAAAAGGAAAGCUUGUGGAACUGCAGCUCUGGUCUUCUUUUCCACCCCUCCCACCCCAAACGGGCUUCUCUUCUGAAAUUACAAUUCACGUAGGAUAAUGACAGUUGGAUGCAGCUUUAGAGUGUUCCAGCAAGGUGGUUCAGGUAGAUUGUCAAAGCUGUCACCACUACCUCUCCCAGCUGAAGCGCCUGCGAACCCAACAGUUAGUAGCUUCCCUUCCCUCCUGAGUGCUGAGGGGGUCUGUGCUGGCCUCCUCAGGACUGGAGCCCAGGCAAAGGGCAGGGCUGGGCGUCUGUGGUCCCUCUGGCUCCUGUGUGCCCCACGAGCAGUGCGCAGCUGUUUCAGUGUGUUGUCUUUUACAAGCAGGUGUUUUUGUUAUCUAGUUACAUCUUCUUCAUUUGUUGUGAAUUCAAACUAUCACACUUAAUAAUACUUUCAGGAAAUAAAUACUUUUUAAAAUGUGGAUGACUGAACAUUGGGGCACAUGGAGAAGCUCACUGCUACCACACAGACCAAUGAUCUUUCCUGAUCACAUUUAUCAAAGAUGACAGUCAUGCCUCAGUUACUAAUACAGGAAAAUAGGAGGCUGAAAGUUUUAGUCACAGUUUCUUCUGGAUCUAUAGGAGUUUACCUUUUCCAGUCUCAAAACCAGGGAGUUUUAGGCUUUUGCACAUUGUGGUUGCAGCAGGAACUUUGACUUAUUGGGACAAAAUUAUUCUUUGCAACUUGGAAGGGAUCUUUUGUUAGCGCAGAGCAGAGGCGUGCCUUAUCUCCAAACUUGACCUGCGCUCACUUGUGGAAGUGUGGCACGCGGGGUCCCAGGCCCCAGUGGACAUAAAUCACUUACGUGUGGAUUACAGUCAGUCUUCUCCAGUAUGGGCGGCUCAGCAGUACGAUGCCAGGGGCCAUUAUGAGCAAUAACAGAUCUGUUGCUUGCAGAAUCACACAUUCAGCCUAUUUCAAACAGGUUACAUUUAAAUAGGUAUUUCUAUUUUUAAAAUAAGGGACGGCCUUCAAGACAUAGAAUAGAUCUUUCCUUUGUCCCUUCCUCCCCUUUCAUGAUGUGUCUGGUGGGUAGGUGUGGUGUGUGUUGCACUGCCACCUCACACAUAAUUUCUUGGGUUAACAAAUACUGGCUAAAGGGGCUCCGUAUUGGGCUUCAUUGGAAACCAGAUUCUCUCCUCAGAAGGGCGCCUUUUGAGAUUUGGAAUUAGUACAAGGACUUGUAUUUGGAAGGGAGGGAAAGAGGUGUUGCACCUAAACAGUAUUUGUAGGCUCAUUUGCAGGAGGCCGAGCCUUUUCCACAGAGAGGGAAAGUGUGUGGGGAUGUGAUCUGUGGACACGGCUGGAGCGUGGGCAUUGCAGCCACUUUAGCAGGUGGCCACGGGGGCUUCCAAGAAAUCUGGAGAAAGAAGAGAGAUGGUCUCUUUGCAAAACAAAGUAUUUUUAUUAAUUUGUAUUUAUUAAAUGGAAAGAGAAUCCCCUGGUUAAAAAUAAAGUUAUAUAUUUUCCCCA